This is a messenger RNA of Euleptes europaea (tarantolino), 688 nucleotides long. Its product is annotated as transforming protein RhoA-like. NCBI's taxonomy places the organism in Eukaryota, Metazoa, Chordata, Lepidosauria, Squamata, Sphaerodactylidae. Gene Ontology annotation, molecular function: GTP binding; GTPase activity. The transcript is spliced from 5 exons. The record is from RefSeq and is a predicted model, not a curated record. Gene Ontology annotation, biological process: stress fiber assembly; small GTPase-mediated signal transduction; cell migration. Gene Ontology annotation, cellular component: cleavage furrow; dendritic spine. Bases 90 to 671 code for a protein of 193 amino acids.
GGUGGGGUCUCUGAGGGGGCAGCGGUGGAGAGUCCGGGCGGUGGCGGCGGGCGAAGCGGCAGUGGAGGCUGCCAACUGAACCCGAAGAGAUGGCUGCCAUACGCAAGAAACUGGUCAUCGUGGGAGACGGCGCGUGUGGGAAGACCUGCCUCCUUAUUGUCUUCAGCAAGGACCAGUUCCCGGAGGUAUAUGUCCCCACCGUCUUCGAGAACUAUGUGGCUGACAUCGAGGUCGAUGGAAAGCAGGUCGAACUCGCCCUGUGGGAUACUGCGGGCCAAGAGGAUUACGACCGCCUGAGACCCCUCUCUUACCCUGACACGGAUGUCAUCCUCAUGUGCUUCUCCAUUGACAGCCCUGACAGUUUAGAGAACAUCCCCGAGAAGUGGACUCCAGAGGUGAAGCACUUCUGUCCCAACGUGCCUAUCAUCCUGGUGGGGAACAAGAAGGAUCUACGUAAUGAUGAGCACACACGCCGGGAGCUGGCUAAGAUGAAACAGGAGCCGGUGAAGCCGGAGGAGGGCCGGGACAUGGCCAACAGGAUUAGCGCUUUCGGGUACCUGGAAUGCUCUGCCAAGACGAAGGACGGCGUGCGGGAGGUGUUUGAGAUGGCCACCCGGGCUGCCUUGCAAGCCAAGCGUGGGCGUAAGAAGAACUUGUGCCAGUUGCUGUAACCAUCCCCCAGCCUGCC